AUGAAGAAGCCGCUCUUUGAACGUCUGCGAACUGCACCACUUGAUAACCAUAGCAUCAGUUCCUUGGUUGCCAGUGAUUACUUUUAUCGCAUUGCAUUCGUCUUGGGCUGGAAUCCUCCCAGGGAGGGUUUCUUUAGACGGAUAUACUUUUUAUUGACUUUUACCACGAUGUUGCUGGGGAUCGUAGGUCUACCGUUGGGUCUAACGCUCACCUAUGUGAAGCACUUUAGUAGGUUUACGCCGACGGAGUUUCUUGCCUCCCUGCCGGUGGACGUCAACUGUAUUGGAAAUUUGAUCAAGACCUGUGUGACCUUCACUUCGAUGUGGCGAUUUCGCUUGAUGAAUGAACUGAUUUCCCCACUGGACAAGAGAUGUGUUAGCCCAUCGCAGCGUCUGAUUCUCCAUAAAACGGUGGCUCGUGUCAAUCUGAUUGUGAUUGUCUUCCUGUCUACUUACAUGGGUUUCUGUUUCCUAAACCUUUUUACAUCGGUUCUUUCGGGCACGGCACCUUGGCAAUUGUACAAUCCACUUGUGGACUGGCGGAGUGGCUAUUGGCAACUCUGGAUUGCCUCGCUUAUGGAAUACAUUGUGGUCUGUAUAGGCACCACGCAGGAAUUGGUUUCGGAUGCCUAUCCCAUAGUCUUCAUCUCCUUGUUCCGAUGUCAUCUGGCUAUUCUGAGGGAUCGCAUAGAGAAUCUGCGACGUAAUCCGGAGCUCAGUGAGAAGGAGAACUACGAACAGUUGGUGGCCUGCAUCCAGGAUCAUCGCACCAUCAUUCAAUGUACCGAAAUCAUUCGUCCCAUUCUGUCCAUCACCAUCUUUGCCCAAUUCAUGCUGGUGGGCAUUGACUUGGGAUUGGCUGCCAUAAGUAUUUUGCUAUUUGAGAAUACCAUCUGGACGGUCGUGGCGAGUAUCUCAUUCAUCACGGCCAUCUGCAUGGAGUCCUUUCCCUGCUGCAUGCUAUGCGAACAUCUCAUCGAUGAUUGUGUCCAAGUCAGCGAUGCAUUAUUUCACUCAAAUUGGAUAACUGCAGAUAGGCGUUAUAAGUCGGCGCUUCUGUAUUUUAUGCACCGGGUUCAGCAACCCAUUCAAUUUACAGCUGGAGCCAUAUUUCCCAUUUCGGUGCAGAGUAAUAUUGCAGUGGCCAAAUUCGCCUUUACUAUUAUCACAAUCGUCAAGCAAAUGAAUCUCGGAGAGAAGUUUCUAAACAACAAGGCAAAUGCCGGGGAAGUUGAGCCUUAAAGUGCAGUGCAAAGAGGGGAGAUCUAAUACUAAUAUUUGCAUCCCGACACUUGCACUCUGUAGUAUCUGUAGUAUCCUAGCAGUCAGUGCUUGCACAUGCACUAAACUUUCUAGAAGUGAGUACACA
This is a messenger RNA of Drosophila subpulchrella, 1369 nucleotides long. It is a transcript of the gene Or59c, whose product is annotated as putative odorant receptor 59c. Bases 1 to 1242 code for a protein of 413 amino acids. Gene Ontology annotation, cellular component: plasma membrane. The transcript is spliced from 2 exons. Gene Ontology annotation, biological process: sensory perception of smell; detection of chemical stimulus involved in sensory perception of smell. Lineage: Eukaryota; Metazoa; Arthropoda; Insecta; Diptera; Drosophilidae. Gene Ontology annotation, molecular function: olfactory receptor activity; odorant binding. The record is from RefSeq and is a predicted model, not a curated record.